This is a messenger RNA of Ostrinia furnacalis (Asian corn borer), 1233 nucleotides long. RefSeq names its product transcription factor SPT20 homolog. The record is from RefSeq and is a predicted model, not a curated record. The transcript is spliced from 8 exons. The coding region runs from base 199 to 1233 and encodes 344 amino acids. Lineage: Eukaryota; Metazoa; Arthropoda; Insecta; Lepidoptera; Crambidae.
ACUGCUGCAACACCACCAGAAAAAAAACAUAAUCGUAAAAAAGUGACACACACGCCAUAAUGUAAAUUGCUUCUAGAUUUGGCGUUUGAGUUAAAAAAUCUACUUUUUGAUGCUAAAAAUUCGUUUAAAAUGUAUACAAACGACAUCUAAAAUGUCCCUAGUAAAUAUUGUUCCUUUAUUUUAGGCUAAGUGUUUGCAAUGGCUCAGUUUUACCAGAUAGUUGGACAAGGGCAAUCAUUCACAUUAGAGGAUCUUCAAAGAUACUGUCCAAACAUAUGCUUGGAUGGAAUUAUAGUUAACCAAGAUGAACAACAAUAUGCUCAACAGCAGGUUGUGGUACAACAAGCCGACCAGCCUAAUGAUAUCAUAGUGAGUGAAGGAGUGCAACAACAGCUUGUUGUUGGUGAUGGCUUGCAAUAUCAACAACAAUACAUCAUCAGGCAUGAGCCCCCGCCUCCACCUCCUCCGAGACCUGAGUUUCAACAACAACAACAGCAACAGCAGCAGAACCAACAACAUCCACAACAACAGGCCCUACAUAGACAUCAAGUUUACUACACAUCCGAUUUACCUGUGGAUGCUCAGGUUGUGUUGCAACAGGCUCAACAGAUCAUUGACGCAUCUUUGAUGCAACAGUCAUCUCCACAGCGCCCUCAACAUCAGUUGGUGACGCCGGCGCAUGUUCUGUCGCAGCCCACCGUCAUCCACCCGGCGCAGCAGCCCCCGCCGCAGCCGCCACCUCCGCCCCCGCCGCCCCCGCAACAUGCCCCGCAGCAAACCCAGCAACAACAGCAGCAGCAGCUCUCGCGGGCGUCGCCGCAGCUCAUCCAGCACCUGCAGCAGCAGCACCAGCAGCAGAUACACCUGCAGCAGCUGCAGCAGCAGCAGCAACAGUUACAGCACCAGCUGCAGCAGCAGCACAUGCAGCCGCAGCAGAUACCGCACCAGCAGGUGGUGAUGCACGCGGCUUACAUCAAUCAGGCUGGCACGCCCACCCGGCCGGCGCCGCCGCGGAUCCUGAACCAGGCGCUGAGCAGCCCUGGCGUGACGUUGGUACGCACGCCGGUGCGCACGGUGCGCCCGCGCAGGCCCGCGGCGCGCCCGCCGCUGCCCGCCGCGCAGAUGCAAGUGCCUGCCAGGCUGCUGAACCCGCAACAUUCACAGACAACCUUCCUGACGCUGCGAGCCUGCAUAUUUUUGUCAGCUUUUGCUGGUUUCGAAUCGAAAAACUAG